This is a messenger RNA of Moneuplotes crassus, 646 nucleotides long. NCBI's taxonomy places the organism in Eukaryota, Ciliophora, Spirotrichea, Euplotida, Euplotidae. The record is from the annotation of a GenBank genome assembly.
CUUCAGCAAUAAUUUAUAAUAUUAUUUUUAAAAUGAAGACCUAUAUCGUCGUGUUGUUGGCCCUAAUGAUGUUCACUUAUCAUGUUGAGGGUGCAUCCCAGGCUAAUUUUGUGAAGUCCAAGAUCUAUGGAAACAAACUAGUCAGUUUGACUGAUGCAAGAAGUAUUAUUGUUGAAUUCGGAUUAGGAUUGGUACAAGGUCUACAGGAAGACCCAGAGCAAGAAAUGUCAAUCUGCCAGAGAGAUGUUCUUAAACUUGGAACAAUUUAUGACGAUGCUUGGAGACUUAUCGAUCAUUUGAAAAACAAAGGUUUUGACUUCCUCCAGAUUAUGUCCUUCGUCAAUAGUGCUUACAGAAUUGUCAUGGACAUCGAAGAAGACUGCCACGUCCUAGGACUUUUCGAGACCGUGACCUCUCUCCUUUACCCAUGGACCUUGCUUGUAAAAUUGAUCCAGGUCGUCCUUAGAUCAUACAUCAUUCUCCCAGCCCUCGUCAGAUUUGGAUUGGCAAUCGUUUGGCAAAGAGAUGCCAGAGCCGCUGGAUUUGAAUUUGGAUUCCUUCUCAAGAAUAUUCUUGAUUACUCAAUCAAGUUCUAAAGAUAACUCAGUUUCUGCAUAAUAGGUUAUCCCUACAUCUUAAUUUUUUG